Messenger RNA from Oncorhynchus keta (chum salmon), 4151 nucleotides. RefSeq lists its product as uncharacterized. Bases 506 to 1897 code for a protein of 463 amino acids. NCBI's taxonomy places the organism in Eukaryota, Metazoa, Chordata, Actinopteri, Salmoniformes, Salmonidae. The record is from RefSeq and is a predicted model, not a curated record. The transcript is spliced from 4 exons.
AAGAGACCGUGAUGGGAAGAAUAUUUGCUUCAGCAAGGUGGGCUUUUUAUCAUUUAUAGUCGUGGUCGUCAAUUGUACUGCAGAAAUGAAUUGAAAGUCACAGAAAAUAGAGGUUGUGGUGGCAGCGGUAGAGAAGUACUUGGGAUUGCGAGGAUUUACUGCAGAACAGCUGCAGGGGGAGUGGUAGAGUUUUGUCUUCUCAACCCACUGGUCUAGAGUUGGACUAGAUAGGGUUCAAUAGUGGAAUUGAUGGCAAUUUCCCGUGUCCCCAAUAUUGUAUUAAUUUAAUAUUGUAUCAAAGAAUAUAAUGUAGGUAGACCGUGAAUGGCCUCACACCACUCUCUUCCCUACAGUAGGUGGCGGUGUAUGCACCUUAAAGUUGGAUGCAAUCCGACAACCAACUCCAAAACAAGAAGAAUUAAAGCAGGAAGUGAAUAGCUCGAGCGUUGGUUUAUUUUCCUCGUUGACAUGUGGCUCUAUAGACCGUAAAAUUCCCAAAUUACAGAUGGAGUUGAAUACGUUUCUUACUCAGCGGUUAACAGCGGCCGCUGUGGAGAUAUCGGCUGUCUUCGAAAAAAAGAUUGUCGAGUACCGGGUCGAAAUCUCCCGUUCGAAGGAGGAGAACAAACGUCUACAGCGGCUGUUGGAUUUGGUUUUCCACCCGGAAAUCAAGUUACGUCGAGCAGACUCCCAGCAGCACUCUCUUCCUGUCUCUGAAGAGGAGGUUCCCCAUGAGCAGCAGCACUGUGAGCAGGAGAGGAGCCCCAGUCAGGGGCAGGAGGACCCAGAGCCCACACAGAUUAAAGAGGAAGAGGAGGAAGUCAGGACCAGUCAAGAGGAAGACCAGCCUCAAGGGCUGGAACCUGAUACCAAAGACAUCUUAAUCCCUGCCUGUGUGAAAAGUGACUAUGAACAGGACCCACCUCUGCCCUCACAUCUUGACCAAACCUUGGAGAACAGAGAGAGGGACUCUCUACCCACCAACACAACUGAACAGAUCAAAACAGAACCUGAUGGAGAGGAUUACAGCAUAUCAGAACCAACCAGUGACUCUCAGCUCCUCUCUGCAGUAAAUCCAGACUGUUCUGCAGCUCAGAGUGAAAACGGUAAAGUUCAUCUGAGUCCCAGCACUUCUUCAGAACAAGAUUCUAGUAACGUGGAAUCAAAUGAAGCAUCUAGUUUCUCCACCUGGAGUGAGGACAACAUCUCCGUAACAGACAGAAACUCUUCAGACAGUAGCUCCUGCACUAAAGAAGACUCUGAGGCACGUAAACCAGCGAAGAGAACAUGCCAUUCUAGUGGUGUGGUGAAUGAACCAUCUGAUUUGUCCAACUUAUGUGAUGAAAACAACCCGGGGACUGAGAUCAGCCCUUCAGACGGAAACAAAGACAUGAACAUCCAAACAGACUCUGGGGCUCAUUAUCCAGCUAAGAGGAUCUGUCAGAGGGUGCAUGAUGCUGCCGUAGCAAGACGUGGGAGUGGAGAGAUGGCCUCCUGUUCCCGUCCCAAAGUGCCAGGAUCCACUCGACGUUACACCCACUGCUUGCACUGUCAAGGUCUGUACAUUCGAAAGUCACUACGGAAGCAUAUCAGAUACUGCCCUCUGAACCCCAAAGCUGAAAAACCAAAACCUGGACCAAAGAUGAGGAUUCAGUCAGCAAUGGCGUUUAAGAUGUGUCCUCAACCCGACUACGUCAGCACAGGUCUUUGGAAGAUCGUUUGUGGUAUGAAGUCCGGCCGAGUUUCAUUUGUGGUUAGAAAUGACAAAUGUAUCCUCCUCAUGGGAGAGGAGCUGUACAACAAACUACAACCAGAUGACAGAAGAAACAGAUACAUUCAACAAAGAAUGAGAGAGGUGGCAAGACUCCUCAUCACGGCCAGGACGUGUACCCUCUGAUGUGCUUUGAGGACUUGGUCAUACCUAGUAAUUUACCUCACGUCAUCACGGCAGUGAGAGCUGUUGCUGGCUACAACGAGGAGAACAAAACGUACGACCGUCCGACGCUGGCUGUUCAAAUGGGAUACAACUUAAUGAACAUUGGCAGAGCUGUGGAAUCCUGUGCAUUGACGUCAGGACGACACAAAGUCGCGGAGUCUGCUGGCAAAUUCAAAAGUUUCAAGUGGAAUGAGGUUGUUUUGGCUGGAGCACUGUCCACUCUCAGUGAACCCCAAAAUAAAUGCGCCCAGCCGGCCGUCGCACAGGUGCCCAGCCGGCCCGUCUCCCAGCGGAGCCGGCGCCCAGCCGACCCGUCGCACAGGCUCCCAGCAGGCCUGUCUCCCAGCUGAGCCGGCGCCCAGCAAACCCAAAGAAACACUGUGAGAUUAAAGAGGAUAGUUGAUGAGGGAGCAGCAGUAGAGAAACACAUAAUGCCGUUCAUAAAGAGUGGCCAAGUUCCUGGAAAGAGGGACUGCCUCAAAUGCCUCCAGUCAGAACCUGUGGCGCUCAAAAGCAGAAACUGGUCGGGCAUUAAGUUCUAUGUAAAUAGAGUCAAACGGAGACAGAGUACUGCAGCAAACUUGGGAGACAUCGGCCCUGACGGGGACUUCAAAUCAGGUCCAGAGACUGUCAACGCAACACCUUAGUCAUUGCGUUUCCCAGUCAGACUUCAAACCAGCCAGGGAUUUGAACCAGCGACUUUGUGUGUGGUGGGGGUUACAGGUACCAAUAUUUAAAUUCAUAUUCUGUUCAUAUAUUUUAUAUUCAUUAGUUCACACAUUGUACCUGUGGGUUGCCACUAAAAACAUUGAAGAAGAAAUUAACUUGCCACUUCCUGGUUGGUAAAAUUCUAAUGGUAAACCUAAUUUCAGUUUGUGACAAAACAAGCAAGUAUAGUGUAGACUACAGGAUCAUUGUACCAUCUAAACCGCUGUGAAAUAUAUUUUCCAUAAACAAAAAUAUAGUAUUUUUGUCUGUUUUGAAGCUGGUGUACAAAACUUGAAAGUAAAAGACGCAAAAAACAAAUCUUAAGAACGGGAAGCAUAGAAAUAGGGCACAUAGAACAGAUCUUCCGGCUUCCUAGAAUUGCUUUUCAGUGAGAGUGACAGAUCUAUAACUGUAAGUAGAGAUGGAGUCCUCCAUCGGGAUCUUGAGAGGCAGUAGGGCUUAUUUGGUUUUGAUACAUUUUUUAAAAUUUGAGAUUAAACUGAAUUUUAUCUAUGAUCUUCAAUGCAUUUGGGAGCAAUAGAGAUACAUUGUCUAGAUAUAGUACAAUAUCGUCUGCGUAUUGGUGUUAUUUUCUUUGAUUGAUCAAUGGCCUGGGCCAGGGGUUCCCAUGGAUACUAAAAUAACAAGGGAGAAAUAGAUCGCCUUGUCUGCUGCUUCUAGUGAUUCUGAACAGAGCACAUAUUGCCUGUUAUAACUAUGGCUGAGGGAUUGGCAUAUUAAUGAAAUUGGAGACAUUUUUCAAGACCGACCAGAGAUCUAACCAUUCUAGUUUAGUAAAAGCUUUUUCUGCACGGAGAGAUGAAACAGCCCAAGGCCCUGUUGAUUAUGAUGAAGCAUCGAAGAUAUGGAAUAGUCCACGGAUCUAAUCAGAGGAUAAAUAUAUAUAUAUAUUUUUUUACAAACCCGCUUCGGUCCUUGUGGACCAAUUUGGAUACGUAAGUCUUGAGACGGGAUGACAAUUUCAGUAGGCAGUUUUAAUAUCUGUGUUUAUCGAAGAUAGAGAGUACACUGGGUGACAUCCUUUAUUUUUGUAUAGGUGAAAUUAGUGCUGUAUUUACAUUUCUCCAAAAAUGAACCUGUGUGUGAACAGCUGUGUUAAUCAUUUAGAGCAAUAGUGGACCUAAUUGAGACCAGCGACAUGUUGGUUCCAGGCCCGUCUCUCUAACGCGAGGCUACCUGAUACCCCUAAGGACAUGUUUCAUGACCAAAUCUAUUUUCAGAUCAAACUCCUGUAUUUUCCUGUAUUCAUGUUACUAUUGAAUGAUUGUCUUUGUGAAAUCUUCUGCUUUGUUGUAUUGGGCUGGAUGCAUUCCUGUCUCUAAUAUGUUAUAGAGAUACCAAUAUCAGAUUUAAUGCCAGAGAUCAUGUCACAUUGCUACUUAAAGCCCCAUGCAGUGUUUAAAACAAUAUAUUUAAAUCAUCACUGUAUGAUUACUAAAUCACUGUGUUUAUUUCAGUAAAAUAACACUAUAUUUAAAAAAAAUAA